Molecule: messenger RNA, 2703 nt
Organism: Sphaerodactylus townsendi
Lineage: Eukaryota; Metazoa; Chordata; Lepidosauria; Squamata; Sphaerodactylidae
Product: CCN family member 1-like
Exons: 5
Coding region: 166-1272 (368 amino acids)
Biological process (GO): signal transduction
Cellular component (GO): extracellular region
Molecular function (GO): protein binding
Source: RefSeq, a predicted model, not a curated record
GGGUUCGCGGAUGUACCGAUCAGUUUGUAAAAGCGAAAAAUCGCAGGGACGGUUUGGCAGCGGCUGUGAGAUCAGAUCCCACGAGAGCCAAGUUUCUGGAGGUCGUUUAAACGAGUGCAUUCAUUUUUAUCCUAUUUUCUGGCCGUCUUUUCUCAUCAAACAGUCAUGGGGCUGCCUGCCCUGGCCAGCGUUGCUUUCCUGCUGUGCCUCUCUCUGGUAUCUUGCCACUGCCCCUCCAGGUGCCGUUGCCCCCCAGGCCCGCCUCGCUGUCCCCCCGGAGUCAGUCUGGUGCUGGACGACUGCGGCUGCUGUCAGGUGUGUGCUCGGCAGCUCAACGAGGACUGUGACAAGCUGGCACCCUGUGAUCCCCACAAAGGCCUGGAGUGUAACUUUGGGGCUGACCCCUUAGCGAACAGGGGCAUCUGUUGGGCCAAACAAGAAGGCCGAACCUGUGAAUACAAUGGCCGUAUCUACCAAAACGGAGAGAAUUUUCAGCCUAACUGCAAACAUCAGUGCACCUGCAUUGAUGGGGCUGUGGGUUGCCAGCCUCUCUGCCCCUUAGAGCUACCUUUGACUUCGCUAGGUUGCUCCAGUCCUCGGCUCCUUAAGGUACCCGGUCAGUGCUGCAAGAAGUUUGUGUGCAGCAAAGGCCUCAAGAAGUAUGGAGGGGUCAUCUUUAAGUACAACUCACAUGGAGAGGCCAAUGGCAAUGAGCUCAUCUAUGUGGGCAAAGAUGAACACUGGAAAAACCUGCCAGUGUGGAGGCCACUCUUCCAGGCUCAUGUGUCAAAACAGCAGCACAAGUGCUUGGCCCAGACUACAGACUGGUCACCGUGCUCCAAGAACUGCGGAUUUGGCAUCUCCACCCGUGUCACUAGUGACAAUCCCCGGUGCAAACUGAUCAAAGAGACCCGACUGUGUCAGAUCCGGCCCUGUGGGCAACCUGAUUUUACCAAGCUAAAGAAAGGCAAGAAGUGCCUGAGGACACACAAGGUACAGGAACCAGUGAGGUUCAGCUAUGCUGGCUGCAAGAGCCCCCGCCGGUAUCGGCCCAGUUUUUGUGGAACAUGUCUGGAUGGACGCUGUUGUGUGCCUUUGCGCACUCGCACACUGAACGUACCCUUCCGUUGCCCAGAUGGAAGCGUCUUCUCCAAGAAUGUCAUGAUGAUCCACACCUGCCAGUGUGGCUCAGCUCAUUGCCAGCUGCUCAGUGAAGCUGCUAUGGGCCCCCGGUACCAGCUCCAUGGGGACAUGCACAAAUUCCUGGAUUGACAGAGUGUGCUGACCCCUCUGCCCGUGAGCCAAGCUGGGCUCUGAAAUGACUUUGAUCCUCCCCAUGGACUUGAUGCCCCUAUGCUAUGGAACUGGGAUACCCUAUAGCCACCCCGCUACCAUGAAUACAAAUAUUACUAAAAUAUUGGAUUUUGGAGAUGCACAAAUUCCCCCAUGUUUGGGGAAUGCACUAUUUGGUGCUGGGAGCCUGGAUAUUUAACUAUGUGGAGAAUUGACCUCCUGGUACUGGGUUCAGUCUCACCAUUUAGUCCAGACAGGCUCAGGCUGGAACUGGGCCUGGGGCAACCAAAGAGAGGUAACCAAAGAAUUGUUUCCCUGGCAGAUUCCAUGUUCUUUGUCCCAUGGUGCUGGGGAGCAGAAGGAAGCACAGCUCUAGGAUGACUAGAUUGGUCUGCCAAACCGCCAGCUAGUCAGAGCUCUGAUACCUUUAGGACACUAUGGCAGAAAAGAGCAAAGUUCAGCACCAGACAAACCGAUCUCAACUGAACUGGAAAUAAGUGUCCUAUGAUGCCUCCAAGGGAACUGUAGUUCUCCCUGGACUGGGAUUUGAACAGUCCCAUGGACACUAAUGCAUGGUUCACUCAUAGAAGAGAUGGCAGUGAAGGGAGGGGUAGUGGAAUGGCCUUGAGGUAGUGGAAUGGCCUAUAGGGCAUGAGAUCACAAGGGAGGGUUACAGCUGUGAAUGCUUCAUAUUAAAAAAACCAUGUGAAUAGAGAGAGCGCACUGAAUUGAGGAAGGUUCUGUCUCCUCUCUUCAUUUGCUAUGCUGGUUUUCUGUUUACAGGAAGUAUUUAAACACAGGGGAACAUUCCAAAAUGUGACACACACACACCCUACCUGCAGUGUCAAGUAGUACAGUCUAAUCUACCACCAUAAUUCUCUGUCAUCUUGUUUCCAAGCCAUUCUUGUGCAUGGGUGGGCCAGGCCUAAGGCAGGAAGCAUUACUGGGUUGUUUUUUUUAAAUCCUGUGAUCUUCUAAGGGAUUAAAGUGGCCAAAAAAAGGUUGACUGGGACCUACACCCCCUUACCUGCCUCUGGUUUGCAUCUUUGUCUAUGACCACCAUUUUGUCCUUGACCUGAGACCUUGCAUCCCAGUCUGAUCCCAUUCACACCAGAGAGUGGCCUCAGUCCCUGCUCACAAUACAUCUGAGUUUCCCGGAGAGACCGUUUGUGAUUGUCCAUCAGGGGUAAAUAUAUGCAGAACUGAUAUUGUGUAUCCAUGCUCUGCUUCUUCCUUGAGCUGAUGCUUCAACAGGUCACCUGUCAACCAUGCUCAGAGUUUGCAAACUUUAAAAACAAAAACUUGAAAGUGGAAAAGGUACAAAAGGAAGAUAAAUCUGAGUACACAGACACACUAGAACAGGCGGUAUGCGAACCAAUUUGGUGCCCUAGAUGUUAAACUUCGUGGGAC